Molecule: messenger RNA, 1668 nt
Organism: Oxyura jamaicensis (ruddy duck)
Lineage: Eukaryota; Metazoa; Chordata; Aves; Anseriformes; Anatidae
Product: sterol regulatory element-binding protein 1-like
Biological process (GO): regulation of transcription by RNA polymerase II
Cellular component (GO): nucleus
Molecular function (GO): DNA-binding transcription factor activity, RNA polymerase II-specific; RNA polymerase II cis-regulatory region sequence-specific DNA binding; protein dimerization activity
Source: RefSeq, a predicted model, not a curated record
ACAUGCUCCAGCUGAUCAACACGCCAGACAAUGACUUCUCGGGGCUGUUCGACUCUCCCUUCGGUGCCCCCGACAGCACCGUGCCCCCGGGGCUCCCACCCGCCCCGAGCACCCUCGGCACCUACCUGGGGCCCAGCAAGCCGCCCCCCCGCCGCCCCCCGGGCAAUGUGUACCCGGGGCCCCCUGGGCUGGCAGCCUUCACCCCGCAGCCCCCUGCCCCUCUCCUGCCAGCCCCCGGCCCCCCAACAGCCCCGGGGGUGAAGGAGGAGCCAUCGGCCGUGCCCAGCAGCCAGCCCCAGCCCGGCGUGAUGCUGCCCCCCCCCAGCUUCGUCCCCGCGUCCCCCGGCCAGUUCAGCCCCCAGCCCUUGGUGGGCUUCCAGAACCAGCACGGCUUCCCCGCCGUGCAGCCCGGGGGGGCCGGGCAGAGCCCCCUGCCCACCCCGCAGCCGGUCCAGCCCGUGGCGACACUGCCCGGCCCCGUGCAGAGCGUGGCACCCCAGCAGCUCCUGGCCCCCGGACCCCCCCCUGCCACCACCACCGCCGCCCCCCAGCCCGUCUCACCCCAGAUCCAGCCGGUGCCGGUGCUGCUGCAGCCCCACUUCAUCAAGGCUGACUCCCUGCUGCUCACGGCCGUCAAGACGGACGCCGGCAGCGCCAAGACCUCCGGCAUCGCCUCCCUGGCCACCAGCGCCGGCGGCACCGCGGCACCGCUGCAGGUGCCGGCGCUGGUGAGCGGAGGGACCAUCCUGGCCACGGUGCCGCUGGUGGUGGACGCCGAGAAGCUGCCCAUCAACCGGCUGGCGCCCAGCGGGAAGCCGGCGCUGGUGCAGAGCAAGGGGGAGAAGCGGACGGCGCACAACGCCAUCGAGAAGCGCUACCGCUCCUCCAUCAACGACAAGAUCGUGGAGCUCAAGGACCUGGUGGUGGGCACCGAGGCCAAGCUCAACAAGUCGGCGAUCCUGAGGAAGGCCAUCGAGUACAUCCGCUUCCUGCAGCAGAGCAACCAGAAGCUGAAGCAGGAGAACCUCAGCCUGAAGAUGGCCGUGCAGAAGAGCAAGUCCCUCAAGGACCUGGUGGCCUCCUGCAGCAGCGGGGGGGCCAAGGCGGAGGCCCCCAUGGAGGUGGUGAAGGCGGAGGUGAUGGAGAUGCUGACGCCGCCGCCCUCGGACGUGGGCUCCCCCACCCGUGGCAGCCCCCUCUCGCUCAGCGGGGGCAGCAGCAACAGCAGCAGCGACUCGGAGCCCGACAGCCCCCUCUGCGACCACGGCAAGGUGAAGCAGGAGCGCCCGCUGCCCUCGCCCGGCAGCCAGGGCAUGCUGGACCGCUCCCGCAUGGCCCUCUGCGCCUUCGUCUUCCUCUGCCUCUCCUUCAACCCCCUGGCCUCCCUGCUGCGGGGCUCCGGCACCCCGGCCCCCGUGGGGAGCCCGGGCACCGCGGGUCCUGGCAGGAGCAUCAUGGCCGAGGCCGGCACCGUGGAGGAGCCGUGGGGGUGGUCGCAGUGGCUGUGGCCCACGCUGGUGUUCUGGGGGCUGAACGCGGCGCUGGUGCUGGGGGCCGUGGUGCGGCUCUUCGUCUGCGGGGAGCCCGUCACCCCCCCGCACUCCGAGUCCUCCGUCCUCUUCUGGCGCCACCGCCGCCAGGCCGACCUCGACCUCGAACGGGUAAGCC